UAGGUUUCCAUCUGAGUGGCACCGUAACUGAGCCAGCCACAGCUUCUGAACCAGCAGUAACUUACAAAGUUGCAAUCAGUUUUGAUCGGUGCAAAAUCACUUCUGUGACAUGUGGCUGUGGGAAUAAGGACAUAUUCUACUGUGCUCAUGUGGUAGCACUCUCACUCUACAGGAUCCGUAAACCAGACCAAGUCAAACUGCGUCUUCCUAUCUCAGAAACUCUUUUCCAGAUGAAUAGGGACCAGCUCCAGAAGUUUAUUCAGUAUUUAAUCACAGCCCACCACACUGAAGUUCUUCCUACUGCACAAAAGCUGGCAGAUGAGAUUCUGUCCUCCAACUCAGAAAUCAACCAAGUGAAUGGUGCCCCUGACCCCACAGCUGGGGCCAGCAUUGAUGAUGAGAACUGUUGGCAUUUGGACGAAGAACAGGUCAAAGAACAAGUGAAGCUCUUUCUCUCCCAAGGGGGUUACUAUGGCUCUGGGAAGCAGCUCAACUCAAUGUUUGCCAAGGUUCGAGAGAUGCUGCGGAUGAGAGAUUCCAAUGGAGCCAGGAUGCUGACACUUAUAACCGAGCAGUUCAUGGCUGACCCACGACUCACACUCUGGAGGCAGCAAGGAACAAGCAUGACAGAUAAGUGCAGGCAGCUCUGGGAUGAGCUAGGGGCUUUAUGGGUGUGCAUAAUUUUAAACCCACACUGCAAACUGGAGGAAAAAUCCUGUUGGCUACAGCAACUACAGAAGUGGAGUGACCUAGAUGUAUGUCCCUUGGAGGAUGGGAACUAUGGGAAUGAACUGCCCAACAUCACCAAUGCACUUCCCCAGAAUGCCAAUCAUAGUGCAGAUUCCUUAUCCCGACCAAGACGAACAGUGUUCACUAGAGCCAUCGAAGGCCGUGAAUUACAUUGGCAGGACAGCCACCUACAGCGAAUAAUCAGCAGUGAUAUAUAUACAGCUCCUGCCUGUCAGCGGGAAAACGAGCGACUGCUCUUUAAUUCCCAUGGCCAACCACUAUGGCUUGAGCAUGUGCCUACAGCUUGUGCUCGAGUUGAUGCCCUGCGUUCUCAUGGUUAUCCAAAAGAGGCCCUCAGACUCACAGUAGCUAUUAUUAAUACUCUGAGGUUGCAGCAGCAGCGACAGCUGGAAAUCUACAAGCAUCAGAAAAAAGAACUGCUGCAGAGAGGAACCACAACCAUCACAAACCUGGAGGGCUGGGUAGGCCACCCCCUGGACCCCAUUGGCUGCCUGUUUCUCACUUUGACUGAGGCCUGCCGCUUGAAUGAUGAUGGCUAUAUGGAAGUGUCAGAUAUAAAUGAAAGCAGACUCCCUGUGUACCAGCAUGUACCUGUGGCUGCAGGCUGCAGUGAGUCCUACCUGUCCUUGGCCCUGGAAGUUGCUCUGAUGGGCAUGGGUCAACAGAGGGUAAUGCCUGAAGGCCUCUAUGCACAGGAUAAGGUAUGCCGUAAUGAGGAACAACUCCUAAGCCAACUCCAGGAGCUGCAACUAGACGAUGAGCUAGUGCAAACAUUGCGGAAACAGUGCAUCUUACUGCUGGAAGGAGGCCCCUUCAGCGGUCUAGGAGAAGUCAUCCACCGAGAGAGUGUUCCCAUGCAUACCUUUGCGAAGUAUUUGUUCUCAGCUCUGCUGCCUCACGAUCCAGACCUGUCCUAUAAAUUAGCCUUACGUGCCAUGAGGUUACCUGUUCUAGAAAACUCAGCUUCUGCAGGCGACAAUUCCCACCCUCACCAUAUGGUGUCUGUUGUACCCAGCAGAUAUCCUCGCUGGUUCACACUUGGACACCUGGAAUCACAGCAGUGUGAGCUGGCCUCCACCAUGCUGACUGCUGCCAAAGGUAAGUAGAGAUAGAUAUUAGACUCCAGCAUCCACACACUGCCUG
Castor canadensis (American beaver) is the source of this 1893-nucleotide messenger RNA. NCBI's taxonomy places the organism in Eukaryota, Metazoa, Chordata, Mammalia, Rodentia, Castoridae. The record is from RefSeq and is a predicted model, not a curated record.